UCCCAUCAUUUCGCGAAUUGAUUAGAUAAGCCCGAAAUCCUUCCACGCGAUAUUGGGGGUGCCAAGCCUCGACUCAGGCCGCGCCAGCAGCUCCACCACGUCCACUCCUGUCGGAACAGCCAAGCCAAGCCUUGAACGCUUUGGGCGAGGCAGAGGCCCUUUGCCAAUUCCCUUCAUUUCCGCUCCUCGCGACGCCCCAGCACCGCCAUCACCCACUCGCCGUGUGUGCAGAGACAACAGACGGCGGCCAGCUGCCAGUCACUCCGUCUCGCUCCCACUGCCCCCCCUCAAGCUGGUUGGAGCGACGUAGCUUGUUUGACGAUUCGAUUCGACCACGAAACGACGAUUGCGACGCCCGACAGGCCAUCAUCACAUCAGGCCGCGAUGCCCUCAUACGUCGACCCGACACCCAUCUACAACGACAGCGACGCCGAUAUCCUCAAGCUGGAGGCCGACUACGAGUAUCCCAACCCCAAGGCCAACGGGGCUCACCCGGCCCAUCGCAUCCCACCGGCGGCCAUCAAUGAGCCCUUUGACGAGGCGUCCAACUCGUCCAUACACGACUCUGACGCUUCAGGCUCUGCAUUGGACACUGCACCGAUGACUGCAGCGUCGACCACAACCAACACAAAUGGCAAUAUCACGCGGGCCACGAGCAUGAACUCUCUUCCUAACGGCAAGAGUGGAAGGAAUGACGAACCCGCCCUGCCAGAUCGGUCGCGUUUGCCCAACGGUGUCGUCGAUGGCAGCCAUGCCGAGAAACCAAGACGGAGCACAGAGCAGCAGAACAAGCCCAGCCUCCCCACAAUACCAUCAGAGGCCGGGUCAUCGUCGUCACAAACCAAGUCGUUCUUCCCCCCAAUAGCAUCGCCAGUGGGCGAGCCCACAGCACCGCCGCCACAAGGUUCACCGCACCGCCUUUCUUCUCCUCCAGUCUACCACGGCAGCUCUGUCAACAGCCCAUCAUCACCUUCACAUCUGCAACCGCCGCAUCCUGGUGCCGCGUUGAAGCAAAGACACACGCUUGAAGUGCCCAAAAUAUCCUCGGCAAGAGUAUCGAAAGAUGGCAUGGAUUCAGCACAGGCUAGUGGGCGCUUCUCCCCUACCGUCGGAACCAACGCUGGCAGCGGGAGGAGAGCUUCCCUGAGCUUGGCGAGGCGGACAACGCGGUCUAUGCAGUCCGACGCGCCGCGCGACGAGGUGGUCCCCGACGAGGAUGCUGCACGCUGGGCAGAGGCAUUGCGUCAGAAGCGGGCGAGCAAACGCAGGCGCAAGGAGGAAGAGGACGACGACAGGGUACUGGUCGGUACAAAGGUUGACGAGACGCACGCCAACUGGGUCACUGCGUAUAACAUGUUGACGGGAAUCCGGGUGGCCGUCUCCAGGACAAACGCCAAACUCGACCGGGAGCUGACCGACGCCGACUUUGAUGUCAAGCAGAAAUCGACGUUUGACGUGGCUGGGAACGAGCUGGUCCCCUCGGCCAAGUACGACUUCAAGUUCAAGGAUUACGCCCCUUGGGUCUUUCGCCAUCUACGGUCUCUGUUCCGCAUCGAUCCCGCCGAGUAUCUCAUGUCCUUGACGGGUAAGUACAUUCUCUCUGAGCUGGGCUCGCCGGGCAAGAGCGGCAGUUUCUUCUACUUUUCGAGGGACUACAAGUACAUCAUAAAGACGAUCCAUCACGCGGAGCACAAAUUCCUCCGUAAGAUCCUCAAGGACUACUACCAGCACGUCAGGGACAAUCCCAACACCCUUCUCUCGCAAUUCUACGGCCUGCACCGUGUCAAGGUGCCGUACGGCAAGAAGAUUCACUUUGUCGUCAUGAACAAUCUGUUUCCCCCUCACCGGGACAUACACACCACUUUCGACUUGAAAGGCUCGACAAUAGGCCGAGACUAUAGGGAGGAUGAUCUGGACAAGAACCCCCGGGCCACACUCAAGGAUCUCAACUGGCUCCGCCGUAAGAGACAGCUCGAGCUGGGAAUCCAGAAGAAGAGGAUGUUCCUGGAGCAGCUACAGAAAGACGUCAAGCUGUUGAAGAAGCUGAAAAUCAUGGACUAUUCACUCCUGGUGGGCAUUCACGAUUUGUCCCGGGGGAACGAAGAGAAUCUCCGGGACAAGACGUUGCAGGUGUUCAACCCAGGAGGCGAGAAGGACCGUGGGGAUGAGCCACCAUCUGUGCUCUUGAGGACACCGUCCAAGUUGGAGAAUGCGCGCAAGGCACGUGAAUUGAGGCAGAUGAUCCGGUCCGAGAGGCCCGUGCCGAUCGGUCAGGUGUUGGAAAAGGACCACCUCGAGGGGCAGGCCCGGCCCGGUUUCGUUUUCAACCAGGAUGACGGUGGUUUCCAGGCGACGCAUGAGGAUAACACCCCGGCGGAUGAGGUGUACUACCUGGGCGUCAUUGACUGUCUGACACACUACGGAAUGAUCAAAAAGAUUGAGCAUUUCUGGAAAGGUCUGACCAAUGACAAGACACAAAUCUCGGCGCUCCCGCCUGAUCUAUACGGCGACCGAUUCUACAACUUCAUCGAGGGCAACACCAUGUCCACGGAGGAGGCGCAUAGGGAAGCGCAAAGGAGAGACGCGGAGAUGGUUCAAGCAUCGCGUACGUCACAGUCAAAGAGGCACAACACCAUCCCACCCAUGCCCGAGCACCUACCACCGGCACCACCACCCGAUAGGACGAUGUCGCCUGAAGGCCGAGAAGUCGUCGAGAUGGCAUCCGUGCAAGCUCAUCGCACCGAACAGGCAGGCGCAUCGGAGAGGCAUGUGCCUGAGCGCACACUGAGGACGUCUGUGCCCGGCCAGCGCGACUCACAGCAAGCUGAGGCCAUCCUGCCUGUGGUACAAGAGGCCGGGGACGACGACAUGCGACCGAGGACCCCGGCCAAAGACAAGAUGCUGCCCCCUACUCGCGCCCCGCCGCCGACACCGCCCAAGGCGAACAACGCCAGCAAGGCCGAGAGCUCAGACAGCGGCUACGGAGGGCAGCCCAGGCUCAGUAAGGAGAGUCUUCGUAACAAGACCCUUCCGCCUUUGCCAACCGAGUCAGGGCGCACGACGGCAUAGUUAGCCUGGUUGUCAUACCCCUGGGACUAUUACUUUCCUCGGUAAAUGUCGCGAAUGGAGGACGGAGACUCAUCAUACCUUUUUGUUUCACAUUUGGAUCUGACCCGCCUGU
Emericellopsis atlantica is the source of this 3181-nucleotide messenger RNA. Its product is annotated as phosphatidylinositol-4-phosphate 5-kinase its3. Gene Ontology annotation, molecular function: phosphatidylinositol kinase activity. NCBI's taxonomy places the organism in Eukaryota, Fungi, Ascomycota, Sordariomycetes, Hypocreales, Bionectriaceae. The transcript has 3 exons. The record is from RefSeq and is a predicted model, not a curated record. The coding region runs from base 385 to 3069 and encodes 894 amino acids. Gene Ontology annotation, biological process: phosphatidylinositol metabolic process.